Pseudomassariella vexata is the source of this 964-nucleotide messenger RNA. RefSeq lists its product as uncharacterized. NCBI's taxonomy places the organism in Eukaryota, Fungi, Ascomycota, Sordariomycetes, Amphisphaeriales, Pseudomassariaceae. The transcript has a single exon. The record is from RefSeq and is a predicted model, not a curated record. The coding region runs from base 150 to 740 and encodes 196 amino acids.
CUGUAUGUCGUGUUUAUUACAUGCGCCAGCGACUAUCCACGAAAUUUGCACUCCGAAACCCCUCGCGCGUCGUCUGCAUCGGCACUCCAUUGUAAUUAGGAUUGAGCCUCACGAAUUUCUCGUCCAUCAUCGCAAUCAGUGACAUCCCGAUGCCGUCGGGCUCGCCACCGUUGAUUGGUUGCCUAUGGUUGGGCGACCAUGUAACGCCUCUUUCUCGACUUGCUUGGGGGCAUGUCUUAAAUCAUCAGCCUUCUCACCCACACCUUGAGACUACAGCUCUACCAUGUUAUCUUUCCUCUUGGCCAGACUAUGCCCAGCUGGCUUGGUUGAUCACGCGAAGAGUUGACAUGUACAUGUCCAUACUUUUCGAUACUCCCACUCUCUACCAUUUGCCCACGAGCCCACGUCUGGUACCCCCAUGCUUACCAUGCCAAGUGGCGCAGUCCAAUCCUCGUCGAGUUUGGAGUCGAUUUAUUCUCCAAUCCCUGCGCACAGGCAGCGCUCCGGCGCAGUCGACCGUUUGCGUUGAUGGUCUUAUCAGUGGACCAUGUCCGGCCGAGGGUUUCUUUCCGAUCUACCCUUGGUACGAAGUACGUACCUCCUGCUAUCUAGGGAUGGGAUCUAAUGGGUGUAAUCAAAUCAAGUGUAUGAGAUCCUUGGUACCGGGUCACGGCGGCGCGCGGAGCGCCAUCUUGGGCGAAUGUAACCCCCCGAGACUCACAUCAGUGAAUUCUCCAUGAGAGCUCCCUGUUCGUAUUUAGCCUACUGAGAUCCCCGGCAUUCUGGCCUAGGAAAUUUAUUUGACUUUCUCUCACUUCUCCUCUUCAUCCGUCCUCGUACUACCGCAUAGACGCGUGGCGCCUUGGGCAAGUGUCCCCAGUCUCGUUGGACUGUCAGCGUCAGUCAGUGUCAGUCGACCAAAAGCGCCAACGGAUCCCCGGUUCAACAACAGUCGCGACUCGAC